Messenger RNA from Aspergillus glaucus CBS 516.65, 1393 nucleotides. RefSeq lists its product as uncharacterized. The transcript has 3 exons. NCBI's taxonomy places the organism in Eukaryota, Fungi, Ascomycota, Eurotiomycetes, Eurotiales, Aspergillaceae. The coding region runs from base 53 to 1393 and encodes 446 amino acids. The record is from RefSeq and is a predicted model, not a curated record.
CUCCCAUAACUUCUCUUUUCUUUAGAUUUAGCUGUCUCAAGCAGGGGGUGAAAUGUCUUUUAUACCAACACAUGACGCCAUAUGUUGCCAGCGAUGUGGGCUCUGGCUUCACAAAAAGGAAUUGUCCACAGUACAACACCUGCGUAUACUGCAAGGAAGAGGGACAUAUUGUAACAAAUUGCAAAAAGGCUCCCUCCAUGUGGUAAAUGCGGCAAAAAGGGCCAUCCAGAAAUUCGCUGUCCUUCGAAUCGGGCUGCACGCCUCCCUCCACGACUUAAAUAGGCGGACCAAGCCAAAAAAACAGAACGCAAGAGGAAGUUCGGACAUGAUAUGGAAGAGUCCUGCUCAAAUGUCAAUAUCACGGUGGUGUCUCCAAGGCAUGACGAAAAUAGUUGGUUUGCAAUCCCCCAAGAGAUUCGAGAUGUCUGACCUUUCGUUGCCGUACAAAUUCGAAUUUCCAGAUCUUAAGUCACUCUGCAUAGAUACUAUCACGGAGAUCCUGGAGAAUCGUCUACCUGGAACACGGUCGAACGAGUACCACCAAUUCAUCGAUGAGCAUCAAGGCGUACACGAAAUCACGGAAUCCCUGCUGGAACUUGUCAGCAGUGAGAUAAGGGGUCUCGAGGGUCGGGAAGUUUCGAGGACAACACUUGAUGUGGUCCGACAGAAGCAAUUUCAUGAUAAGCUCUGGGAUCAGCCUAUGGGAUAUGCAAGUGUUGUGACAGAUGGUCGGCUUCCAGCCUGGUGGCGCAUGCUUUGGCUGGCUCGCAAAGUAUUUGGGGAAGAUGAUGACAUUGAUAAGAUCCAAAUUCUUGGUGGUUCUCUUACUCGUGGUCUUUUGAUGGUGCUUCACGCGCUCCCAAGGCGAAAUGUCGGCGAGCAAGUCAAACCACUUUCUCGAAGACCUCAUCACUCAGAGGGCCUUGGGGUGAAGAGAGUCCGCGUCCAUGAGAGUUUUGACUCUGAGAAUUUCAAGAAAAUGAAGGAAAUGCUUCAAGACUGCGUCCAGAAAAGAGAGGAGGCGAUAGCAGAGCGCCUGUCUAGUUUGCCCAUUGAUAUCCCAGAGUCUGUCAAGCUCUGCUCGAUCGGAAAGGGUCAGCCUCAGAUGACCACGACGAUCGGAUCUUUCUUGCAGUUGGGCGAUGAGGAGGCUAAAUCUGUGACCGAGAUGCAGUCUUGGCUAGCUCAUCGCCAGUCUGAGGCGAUGGUGUUAAAUCAAGAGCUAUUAUCUUCGGAAGAUAACAAGUAUAAUUUGAUGUCUAUGAGUAGCUGUGAGGCUCGAGUUGAAGAUCUGGCACCUUUGAUGGAUAAUGCGAUUACAACCGGAUUUCUUGAUUCAGCAAUAGACCCCGCACCGAGCUUAGGAGACACUUUGUCGAACAGGAUCUCAUGA